AUUGACCCUGUGGCGUGCGUGCGUCCGUCUCUCUGCUGUCACACAAGCUCGUCUUUCUGGAUUAAAGAUGCUCUCUUUAAAGCUGUGAAAUCAAGGCCUAAAUCGUUUGGAAAUCAAGUUUUCCAGCCAAUUUUGGUUAUAGGAUGGACAAGAUUUCGGGCCCUUGAUACUGGUACACACCCCUAUGGAUCAAACAUGUCUUUAAUGGAGCUUCAGGAUAAAAGUGAGCAUGUUUACACGAGCACUGGCCUCAGGAGACAGACGAGUGCUGAGAUAGUGUCAGAAGCUCGUCGCUCUCUCAGAACACUUGCCACACAGCGACCUUUCACACCUCAGGAGAAGCAUCGGCAGCUCUUUGGAGAAUCAUCUUCUCGUGCACAUGAUGGACGACCACCAUCUGCAUUUAGUCUACAUGCCCGACAUUUCGAAGCUCCUGACUCCAGGCCAGGCUCUGGAACUCGUCUCAGCCCACUUGAACGUAAACCCAGGCUGUCUGUGUCCUUGGGUGAGGAUGGCGGUCUUGAUGAAGCAACUCUCCCCAAACCCCCAGCUGAACGAGGGAAUACAAGAAUAGGAUCAGGAGGUUCUCGAGCCAAACUGUUUAGAGCAGCAUCCAUAAACAGGCUACCACCCGUGACACCAAACACAAAGAAUAUGUCUCUAGAGACAAGGAUUAGAGCAGACCAACCAGGUGACAGAGAAAAGCUACAUUUUUCUGAUGUUACAGAGCAUACAAAUAAUUCUUCGUCUGAAACAGACCUGCACAUACUUACUAAACACAGGAUACUGCAAACUGAUGUAUCCAGUGCAAGAGGAUCAAAACCAGAAGUCAAGCUAGGGCAUGGAGACACAGGAGAUGACAACAUGGAUGAAUCUGUGUUCUGGAACACUAAACUUCUUCCUGUCCUUCAAGAAUUUGAGUCUUUUGCACCAGGUGAUGCCGUGUCAGAUGAGAUUGUGGGACAGCUGUGUAAUGCAUGCAAUGGUCUCCAUGAUGCACUGGCAGAGAGAGGCAUGCUGGGAAGGCAGUUUAAAAAGAGGUCCGCCAUCCUUAGAACACUCUUCAGGCUUAUAGAUGUGGGAUCGGAUCGACUUAACCUAACAUUAGCCAAACUUAUUCUGGCACUCAAUGUGAGUGGAAACAACUUGCUGAACAUCUGCAAACUCGUCUUCAAAAUCAGCCGGAAUGCUAGCAACGACGCCCUGUUCCUCAAUGGCUGCAUCCUAGCCCAUUGUGUGUAUGUGUGUCCACACACAGACUCCCUUCUGUCUCUGCUCCAUUGUGAGGAUGUGUGGAGUAAAAGUGAAGCCGUGCUGUACGGUGUCGGCUCACUGAAGCUCCUCUCAGGGAACAGCGCCCUCUCCAGGCUGCUGCUUUCUAAAGGCUUCAUCGUUAUACUGUUGCAGCUGUCAAAGAGACUGAUGCAUGGUCCAUCUUCAACUUCAACUAACAUAACUUCUCACGGGUCAGAGGGCAAAGGUCAGCGUAUCAUCGCAGGACACAUACUGGUACAGGUCACAGCAGCUUUGAGAAAUAUAGCUGACCAGUCAGAGUCUCGGCCUUCCUUCCUGUCCAACAAGGCAUUCUCUACUCUUUGCUUAAUUCUGGAGAACCACCGCAAAGACCUUGACAUCUGCAUUAAUGUGGCCCGAAUAUUCAGCAAGCUGUCCACCUACACUGAAUGCUGUCAUGCACUAGCUGAGUCGCCACGUUGCUGUAGCGUAUUUUUGGACCUGCUAAGCAAACACAGCGGGAAACAGGAUCUAGUAGUGCGUCUCCUGUUCACACUAGGAAAUCUGACAGCCAAGAGCACUGAAGCCAGAGAGAGAGUCUAUGAGGAGGAAGGCGGGAUAGAUGUCCUCUUAGAUCUUUUUCAGGUCUACCAGGAAACCCCAUCGCCCCCUAAGCAAUGCCGUGCCCCUGAGAGAGAGGACGUCCUGGUCAAACUGAUCAGACUGCUGGCCAACCUGGCCAUCCAUCCCACCGUGGGCACGGCACUGGCUGCCAACACACUGUGUGUACAGCUUCUGCUGGAAGUGCUGGAGUGCAGGUGUGUGCAGGAAAGUGAAGAGUUGGUGAUUAAUGCCGUGGCCACCAUCAACAACCUGUCUUUCUACCAAGGCGAGAGCUCAGUGGUCCGUUCCCAGCACACGCACAUCUCACAGUUGCUACUAAAGCUCUUGCUGAGCUCCAGUAUGGAUGCUGUUUUGGAGGCCACACGUGUGUUCGGAAAUCUGUCGCAGAUCAAAGACGUGAGACACUUCAUCAUGCAGCACAAAGUGGAGCAGUAUGUGGUAACCCUUCUGGACUCCAAGACCCCUGAUGUGUGUUUCUCUGCAUGUGGAGUUCUCAUCAACCUAUCUGCAGAUCCGGAAAACAGGGCCAUGCUGAGGGCCACGGGAAGCACUCAAAAGCUUAUCGACUGUCUGCGUGACUUGGGGCCUCAGGACUGGCAUUUGGCUGCUGUGGUGUGUCAGACUCUGUGGAACUGCUCUUUAGAUGGAGAGCUGCAACACACUCAAGAGCUGUUGGAGAUCUUGCGGCUUUACAGCGACGGGGGAGCUUUGCAGUGGCCUUCUGAUGAUGGAGUCAGACAGGUUCAGGAAGCAUGCUGGGAGCUGCUCUUUUUGCCUGUAGCUGAGAGGCUUAAAGAGCGUUUUUAUAUUGAAGACAUCAUUCCGUAAGCUCCACUGACACACUCCUCCUCUCCAGAUGUCACAAGCUUGUCUGUGUGUAUAUAUGCAUGUACACCUGAAAGCUGAGGAAUGAGCCGGUGUGUAUAUUGCACUUUAAUCCAAUGUCUCUUUUGAUACUGUGAACAUAGGUAAUUUGUCAAUUAUGACCAACACAUUUUUUAAAUAAAAUAGUUGAAAUGUUUAUUACACAGCCUUAUGCUGCUGUAUAGGAGAAAGCAUGAAUUGUGUCGGACAAGGCAAGCGUAUGUUCAUAAACACCAAACUUAUGUACAUGCAAAAAUCACUCGAGGGCAUAUUCAUGAUCUCAAAGACUUUAUUAAAUAGACACUUCCAGAAAAGUCUGUAAGGAGCACAGAAUAGAAGCAUUGUCAUACUUAAUACAAUCACAUUAAACUGAUAUAAUAUUCCCUCCUUUUAACAGGUUACAUUUCACAGCUACAGUCAUUAAUAUGAAGUUUACAAAGCUGCCCUAGAGGUCAUUGACAAACAUGCUUGAAACCAAUGACCAAAAUUGGAUUUUUGUGAAGUUCAUUCAAAUCACUC
Messenger RNA from Carassius carassius (crucian carp), 3240 nucleotides. RefSeq names its product armadillo repeat containing 2 (gene armc2). Gene Ontology annotation, biological process: sperm axoneme assembly; cilium organization. Bases 196 to 2685 code for a protein of 829 amino acids. NCBI's taxonomy places the organism in Eukaryota, Metazoa, Chordata, Actinopteri, Cypriniformes, Cyprinidae. The transcript has 18 exons. The record is from RefSeq and is a predicted model, not a curated record. Gene Ontology annotation, molecular function: protein binding.